AUGAACGCCCGUUUCCUCCGCCCCUUCGCGAGGGCCGCUGCUUUCCGCGCGCCCAUGGCUGCCCGCCCCUCAGUCCUGGCACGCCCCGCCCUCAUCGCAAACCAAAACAAGAAGCCUGAAGUCGGCGCACAGCAGAUGACGGCCCUUAAGUCGGCGAUGCCCCAACUCAUCCCCUUCUUCUUCGUCAACGAGACCACCGUCGCAUUUAUCCUCCUCCCAGGCCUCAUCUACAUCUUCUCCAAAUACAUUCUGCCUCAGCGCCUGCGCCUGUUCGCUGCCCGCCUCUUCAUCAGCAAGUUCCUCAACCAACCGCGGACAACUUCGGACGUCCCAUGUCCUCAUGAAGCGAAUCACGGUACUUGA
Messenger RNA from Pyrenophora tritici-repentis Pt-1C-BFP, 363 nucleotides. RefSeq names its product Fun-ATP-synt-8 multi-domain protein. Gene Ontology annotation, biological process: proton motive force-driven ATP synthesis. The record is from RefSeq and is a predicted model, not a curated record. Gene Ontology annotation, molecular function: proton-transporting ATP synthase activity, rotational mechanism. NCBI's taxonomy places the organism in Eukaryota, Fungi, Ascomycota, Dothideomycetes, Pleosporales, Pleosporaceae.